This is a messenger RNA of Osmerus eperlanus (European smelt), 6014 nucleotides long. RefSeq names its product nuclear receptor coactivator 2 (gene ncoa2). Bases 287 to 4999 code for a protein of 1570 amino acids. Gene Ontology annotation, biological process: cellular response to hormone stimulus; positive regulation of transcription by RNA polymerase II. The record is from RefSeq and is a predicted model, not a curated record. Gene Ontology annotation, molecular function: protein dimerization activity; nuclear receptor binding. The transcript has 21 exons. Gene Ontology annotation, cellular component: nucleus. Lineage: Eukaryota; Metazoa; Chordata; Actinopteri; Osmeriformes; Osmeridae.
UCAGCAUAUCGUGUUGCACUGCAGGACAAUCUGAAAGAAAUAAUGUGACGGACUACGUGCAUUUCCUUUCACUGUAGCCCAAGUGUAGCUCAUGCAUUGCCCAUAUACCGAUAGAGACAUCAGUCUUCUAUGCUGUUAAUUGUUGCUUUCUAAAAGAAGAUGGAUGUUUGGUAGUGUUGUGCACGUUUCUUUGAGGAAGAUUUAUUCCUGCUAUUUUGGUUCCAUAUAUGGUCUGUAUGGACUACAAUCAGAUGUUAUUAUUGAUUGUCGCUGAUAUGCAGUGAGGAUGAGUGGAGUUGGUGAGAACCACUCUGACCCUGGCAGGGCAGAGUCUCGGAAACGCAAAGAAUGUUCCUCAGAACUACUGGGACCCAGCCCCAAGCGGAGCAACGAGAAGCGAAACCGCGAGCACGAGAAUAAGUACAUCGAGGAGCUGGCCGAGCUGAUCUUCGCCAACUUCAGCGACAUCGACAACUUCAACGUCAAGCCUGACAAGUGCGCCAUCCUGAAGGAGACCGUGAAGCAGAUCCGCCAGAUCAAGGAGCAAGAGAAAGCAGCAGCAGCCAAUGAGGAGGAGGUACAGAAGGCUGACGUCUCGUCGACAGGCCAGAGCGUGAUUGACAAAGAUGCCCUGGGACCAAUGAUGUUGGAGGCCCUGGACGGCUUCCUGUUUGUGGUGAACAUGGAGGGGAACAUCGUGUUUGUGUCGGAGAACGUGACGCAGUACCUGCGCUACCACCAGGAGGAGCUGAUGAACACCAGCGUGUACAGCGUGCUGCACGUGGGCGACCACGCCGAGUUCAUCAAGAACCUGCUGCCCAAGAGCCUGGUGAACGGUGUGCCCUGGUCCAGCGACGGUCCGAGGAGGAACAGCCACACAUUCAACUGCCGCAUGCUGGUGAACCCCCACAGCACGGCCAGCCAGGACGAGGCCCAGGAGCACGAGCCGCAGCAGCAGAAAUACGAGACCAUGCAGUGCUUCGCUGUGUCCCAGCCCAAGUCCAUCAAGGAGGAGGGGGAAGACUUCCAGUCGUGUCUGAUCUGUGUGGCUCACAGAGUGCCCAUAAAGGAGAGGCCUAUGCUGCCUACGCACGAGAGUUUCACCACCCGCCAGGACCUGCAAGGGAAGAUCACGUCCCUGGACACCAGCCAGCUGCGGGCGUCCAUGAAGCCGGGCUGGGAGGACCUGGUCAGGAGGUGCAUCCAGAGGUUCCACCUGCAGAACGACGGGGAGAUGUCCUUCGCCAAGCGCCACCAACAGGAAGUGCUGAGACACGGCCAGGCCUUCAGUCCCAUCUACAGGUUCUCCCUGUCUGACGGCACCAUUGUGUCGGCCCACACAAAGAGCAAACUGGUGCGCUCACCCGCCACCAACGAACCCCAACACUACAUGUCCCUGCAUAUUCUACAGAGGGAGCAAUCGGUGUGUGGUAUGGGCCAGGACAUGGGCCCUGGGAGCCAGAGCACAGGGAUAGGCCCCAAGCCCAUGACCUCCACCCCCUCCACGACUCCCCCGACCCCAGGCAGCCUGCCCUGCAGCACCCAGGGCCAGGACACCACAGUCAGCAGCAACAGCACACCCUUCUCCCCUCCCGGAGGCCACCGAGAGCCUCCCAUGCAGGGCUACCGCUACGGCUGCCCCCAGCCUCACGGCCACCACGGGGGCAUGCAGCCGCCCUCACAGGGCCCCAACUGGAGGAUGAGCAGUCCGUCGCGGGGCAGCCCCAGCCCGGCGGGGGUCCCCCACCAGGGCCCGCAGAACUCUAUGCUGUCCCCGAGGCACCGCGUCAGCCCCGUGGGCGCGGGGAGUCCGCGCGUGGCCGGAGGCCUGCACUCGCCCUCCCCCGCGGGGAUGUGCGGGAGCGGGGCGGGCGGCGGAGCCGGAGGUAGCGCCGGCGCAGCUAACAGUCACGCUAACAGCCACAGCUACACCAGCAGCUCCCUGACGGCUCUGCAGGCCCUGAGCGAGUGCCACGGCGUCGGGCACGCCCACGGGCACCCCCACCCCCACGCCAUGGGGUCACCUGACAGGAAGAUGGGCUCACCCGCCGGGGUGACGGCCGGCGCGGGGGUCAACCCUCACAUGAUGUCUAAGAUGGGGGGAGGAGGAGGAGGGGGGGGCGGCGGAGGGGAGACCUUUGGCCCUCAUGGAGAGCCAGGCCCGGGUCAAGGAGACCAGAGACAGACGGACGGCGCCCUCGCUGAGCCCAAAGAGGAGAGGGAGGGGGGCCCCGAAGGCCCGGACGCGCCCAGCCGCCUCCAAGACAGCAAAGGCCACACCAAGCUCCUGCAACUUCUCACCACCAAGUCGGAGCCACUGGAGUUGCCCCUGUCCCCCGGCGCAGGGGACAGCAAGGACCCCCCCGGGGCCAGGGCCCCAGGGCUGGGGGGCUGCCACCCGGGGGGGGGCGGGGGGGCCCACACCACAUCCCUGAAGGAGAAACACAAGAUCCUGCACAGACUGCUCCAGAACAGCACCUCUCCCGUGGACCUGGCGCGGCUGACCGCCGAGGCCACGGGCAAAGAGCUGGGCUCUGAGCAGGCGGGCGCGGCGGCGGGGCCGGAGCUCACCCCCAAACAGGAGCCCCUCAGCCCCAAGAAGAAGGACAACGCGCUGCUGCGCUACCUGCUGGAUAAGGACGACUCCAUGCUGAAGGACAAGUCUGCUAAGCUGGAGCCCGGUGAGGUGAAGGUGGAGGGGGGCAAACACCCCCUGGUCAAGACGGAGAAGCAGGAUACGGGCUACGACCGGGCGGAGCAGUCGUCAGAGCUGGACGACAUCCUGAACGACCUGCAGAGCGCCCAGCCACAGCUGUUCUGUGAGCCGCGGCCAGUGUCCCUGCCCAGUGCCCUGGACAAGCAGAACAUCAUUAACGACAUCCUGCAGAUCAGCGCCAGUGAGGGCAGCCCUGCCAUGGCAACACAGCCGCAGAGAGGCAUGCCCGGCAUGGGGCCAGGCAGUUACGGCGGUCAGAGACCGGGCCAGCCGGGCAGGGGGCUGCCGAUGAGGAGCGUGUCCCUGGACAUGAACAUGCCCUCCCAGCCGCCCGCGGGCCAGUACCCCCCCAUGAGAACCAGCAGCCCCUACACGCUCAUGUCUCAGCAGCAGGGCAUGGUGGGAAACCAUGGCAUGAUGGCCAACCAGGCGACCCUGGUCAACGCAGGUGUGAUGGGUCCUAACGGCCCCAGGCCAGGCAUGCAGCUGCAGGAGGGCUGGGGCCCCCAGGGCCCCCCGAUGGGUGGCUCAGCCUCUGCGCCCCCUCAGGGAGCCCCAGGGCAGCAGGGGCAACUGCAGGCUCGUAUGGGCCCCAACGCUGGCCCCGUGGGCCCCAUGCGGCCCAACAGCCAGCCAGUACCAAGGCAGAUGCUGCAGUCACAGAUGAUGGCAAACGCUGCCCAGUCAGGGAUGGACAUGGGGAUGAUGUCCCACCAGUUCAGCCAGCAGCAGCAGGCACCGCCCAAUCAGACGGCUCCGUGGCCAGACAGCAUGAUGCCCAUCGAGCAGGCACCCUUCGGAAACCAAAACAGGUCUGUGUAUGCGACCCCCCAGGAUGAGGUGAUGUGUGGGCCGGGGCCCGGCCCGGGGCCUGGGGACGGGGGGCCGUCAGACGAGGGGGCCCUGCUGUCCCAGCUCUACACCGUGCUCAAGGACUUUGACGGCCUGGAGGAGAUCGACCGAGCCUUGGGGAUCCCUGCUCUGGUAGGCCAGGGCCAGUCUGUGGAGCCGGAGCACUUUCCCCAGGACCCCUCCAUGCUGAUGGACCAAAAGCCCCCCAUGUACGGCCAGCAGUUCGGGCCCCCGCCCUCUCACAUGGCCCAGCGGGGCUACCCCGGGCCCCUGCAGGAGCCAGGGUUCCACCCUCUGGCAGGCCAGAUGGGCCCGCGGCCCGGCUACCCCAUGCUCAGGAUGCAGGUCAGGCCGGGCCUGAGGCCCGCCGGGGGGGUGCCUAACCAGCCCAACACACUACGGCUGCAGCUCCAACACAGGCUGCAGGCCCAGCAGAACCGUCAGCCCAUCAUGAAUCAGAUGACGAACAUGAACCUACCUCUUAGAUCCAAUGCCCCAAACCAGGGAACCAUCAACGCCCAGAUGCUGGCCCAGCGGCAGAGGGAGCUGCUCAGUAACAACCUGAGGCAGAGGCAGCUGGACCAGCAGAGGCAACUGGACCAGCAGAGGCAGCUGGACCAGCAGAGGCAGCUGGACCAACAGAGGCAGCAGGUCCAGCAGCAGAGGAGCAUGGCGAUGCGCGCCCAGGGCCUCAACCUGCCUCCCAACAUGGCCGCCACGGCCGCCUCGGGCCUUCCAGGGAGCAUGAGCACCCCGCGGAUCCCCCAGGCCAACCCCCAGCAGUUCCCCUACCCGGCCAGCUACGGUACCAGUACAAGCCUGGCGUCCCCCCCUCCCCCCACCAGCCCCUUCUCCUCCCCCAUCUCCCCCGGUCUGCCCUCUCUCCCCCCCAACCCUCAGCUCCACGCCUCCCUGCAUGGUUCCUCCCAGAUGGCUCUGGCCAACCAGGGCAUGGUGGGGAACACAAACAUGAUGGGCGGACAGUUUGGGGCCGUAGUGAGCCCCCAAAUGCAGCACAGUGCCUUUCAGUUCCCCAACUCAGGUAUGAGCCAGCAGACUGACGGAGGUUUCGGGGGGCCCGCCACGCCACAGAGCCCCCUGCUGUCCCCGCGCAUGGCCCACGCCCAGUCCCCCAUGAUGCAGCAGGGCCAGGGCGGAGCCUCGUUCCAGGCCUCCCCAGACAUGAACGGCUGGCCGCAGGGCAGCAUGGGAGCGAACAGCAUGUUUGCGCAGCAACAGUCGCCGUCGCCCCAGUUCGCCCAGCAACCCAACGGCGCCAUGUACAACGGCAACGGCAUGAACCUCAACGUAUCCAUGGCGACCAACGCCAACAGCAUGGGUCCGAUGGCGGGCCAGAUGGGGGUCACCUCCCUGGUGCCUGGGCCCUCGCCUAGCAUGUCAACCAUGGGACAGGAACAGAAAUACUGUUGACCCAUGUGGAGCAUGCAGCCAGCACCUCAAUGCUACAAGCCAGAGUCUGUUGGUUGUUACCCAACAUCCAGCCAACCAACAGGCCUCUGGACCAGCCUGGGCCUGCCCUGACCCAGCGCCCCCAGCCCACCCUCACCCAGCCUGGCCUGGUUUGGCCUCUACAUAGCCCCUCUGAGGGCAUGGGCCAGGACUGAGGACAGGCGGUUGGGGGUGGGGGGGGAAUCAUGGGACUUCUCAAAACGCCUAACCCUGCUCUUGUAGAGGCCCGUGAGCCUGUCUGUCUGUCCAGCUGCAUUCACCGUGGUGUGACUUACUCCAGACAUCCCCUGGGUGGUUCUUCAUGCUGACGGACAGGCAGCGGGGGUGAUCCCUUGUCAGAUGAAUGUAUUCCUCUCAGUGGACUGCGGCCAUUUGCAAUCUCAUCUCAAAUAUGUACACAGUUCUUUUCUCUCCCCCCCCCCCCUUCUUCUUGGCCUCUUCUUCCCGAUCCCCUUCAAAUCCCUCCGUUGCACAAUGGCAGCAAAGUGACUCCAAACUAUGUUUUUGGGGGAUUCUGAGGAGUGAUCUGUAAAUGUUCUGCUGUUUUCACCUUUUUGCUGGUUUUUACCACCUUUUGACUUCUUUUUUUUUUCUUUUACAAGUAGAAUGAAGAUAUUCAUGGUUUGACAACUUAUAAUGAAAUACACUGCAGAAGAAUGGUUUGAGUGAAAAAAUUGUUUGUAUGAUUAGACUUAUUUAGUCAAGAGGUUUAUAGUGUAUUAAAUUAAGUUUUAUUUUUUUAAUUAUUGUAGAUUAUUCUUUAUCACAGUAGCAAGAUUGUGUCUGAAGUGGUUUCAAGUGUGAAAGAGGCACUUUUUAUUCUUUCUGAAAAUACUUCAAAAAUGACCUUGUAAAAAUUGGGUUUUCUUUUGGUCCAGUAGUUUCAGAAAAAAAGAUAUUGAAUUAUCGUAUGGUUUAAGAAAACAAGAUUGCAGAGAGAUUGUACAUAAUAGCAAGAGUUCUCUCCUAUUUAUUC